Molecule: messenger RNA, 433 nt
Organism: Cynara cardunculus var. scolymus (artichoke)
Lineage: Eukaryota; Viridiplantae; Streptophyta; Magnoliopsida; Asterales; Asteraceae
Exons: 1
Source: RefSeq, a predicted model, not a curated record
AUGGACAUGAAUUUGAUUGUAACAGACUCUAGUAGCUCAAAAGAUCCAUAUCUAUCUGAUCAUACUGGUUUUCAAAGAUUAAUUGGRAAACUCAUUUAUCUUUUAGCAACUAGACCUGAYAUUGCGUUUGCUGUUCAUUGUUUAAGUCAAUUCAUGCAUGCUCCAAGGCAAUCUCAUYUAAAUCUUGCUCUUAGAAUUCUUAGAUACUUAAAAUUGUCUCCUGGCAAAGGUGUUAGCUUCAUCAGAUCUGAAAAUUUUUCUCUUAGUGCUUACGUUGAUGCCGACUGGGGUAAGUGCCUUUCCUCUAGAAGGUCUGUUACUGGUUUUUGUAUAUUUCUUGGUAAUUCUAUGCUUUCAUGGAAAAGCAAGAAACAAAGCACAGUUUCACGCUCUUCUGCUGAAUCCGAGUAUAGAGCAAUGGCCACYGUUACGU